Molecule: messenger RNA, 1088 nt
Organism: Ciona intestinalis (vase tunicate)
Lineage: Eukaryota; Metazoa; Chordata; Ascidiacea; Phlebobranchia; Cionidae
Source: RefSeq, a predicted model, not a curated record
CUUGUAUUUAAGCCGGAGCAGAAUUGUUGACAACGAUGCUGAAGCUCUAGCACUGUGUAUAAAAGAUGGGAUUCAAAUCUUAUGCAUCGAUCGAACUGGUCUCAGCGACAUCGGAUUCAGUUAUAUCAGCCAAGUUAUACAAGGCUUAGGCAAUCCGAUAAAGCAGUUGAACCUGACCGAGGUGCACAUGACUGAGUAGAAGGUCGCUCUUCUGUCUGCUUGCAUUCAUAACGUGGAUGAAAUUUGGACAUAAAGAUCGCUGAAGGAGUAGAGAGAAGAGACUAUCCAGUAAGUUAUUACCAUUAUUUAAGGGCGAGGUCUUGUUAUCUGUUAAAGCCUGUAUGUUUACUCUACUAUAUAAUCCUAAACUGGUAUGGCUCGUCUGAUAUGGGGAAUGUCCUUUGAUCGUAUAGUAAUCCCAUACAUUGUUAACAAAUCUGCAGUAUUCCCGCUUUAUGAAUACAGUUCCGUUGGUGAAAUUGUGUUAUUUGUCCUUCUUCUUAACAAUGCUGACAGAUAAAAAGAUGAUUAAUAAAAAUGUUAACUUUCCAGAUGUCGUUAAGCUUCGGACAUAACGUUGUAACAGAUGAGGCGGCGCGUGCUCUUGCCAGUUGCGUGAAAAACAUUCGCCGAUUUUACGUCCAUAAGUGUCAUUUGUCGUUAACAGGCACGAGAUAUAUUGCAAACGCUAUCAAAGACCUAACAUCCCCGAUUGAUGACUGGUACCUUCACGGCAACAAUAGCAUGGGUGACGCCGGGGCAGAACUGGUAGCAUCUUGUCUUCAUAACAUAACUGAUGAAAUCAGGAUGGACGGCUGUGGGGUGACUGUAGUAGGUAUGGCUAAAAUAGUAGAAGCCAGAAAUGCUCUUGAACACAAACCAGAUGUUUAUCUUGGUUACAUCGAAGGAAAGGGAGACGUGACGCUUAUUGAUUAGGACAGUUAAGGCAUUUCGAAACCGUUUCAGAAUGAUGCCUUUGUUAUGUAGCAACAUACGAUUUGUGCUUUGCGUUAACAUUGCGUAUAACGGGUGCAAUCAUGUUCUACUAAUCUACUGUGGGGUAAGAUGGGAAACUUUUAGCACAUAUA